AUGGGUGAUAAUUGGGAUGAUGAUGACUUCGAGCCUGAGGUUCAAUCUCUGGCCCCACCACCUGCGGUGAUCGACACAGUUCCUGAACCCGCACCAGUGGCGCCGCCUGCACCAGCGGCUAAGGCGCAAAAGAAGAGUAACGCACUUAACAUGGACAGCUUUUCCCGGGAAUUAUCGGCAGCAGAAAGGGAGGAAAUACAGCGACGGCAAGAGCUCGCACUGACUUUAGAAAUGUUCGGAGAGAAGCCAUGUACUGGUGACGAGCGACCUUACAGCGAUAUCCUCACAAAAGACGAAUUUGAAGACUGGGGCCUAAAGGUCGGCACAUUCCUAGCAACACGGCAUAAAGCUGCACACUAUGGCGACAUGCUCAACAAACUAAUCCAAACUGUUGCGGAAAACUUGGAGGCAUCCGAGCUACGAACGAUGUCAAAUUAUUUGAAAACUCUGGCAGAUUCGAAGAAGGCAGCAGAUAAGGUGAAACCUGUCCCUGGCACAAAGAAAGCGCCAAAAGCAACGUUGAAGGUUACUAAGGCCAGCAACAAGCAGGUCUAUGAUGAUUAUGAUGCGGCUGAUGAUUUUGAUGACUACGACGAUUUCAUGUGA
Messenger RNA from Ostertagia ostertagi, 606 nucleotides. The record is from the annotation of a GenBank genome assembly. NCBI's taxonomy places the organism in Eukaryota, Metazoa, Nematoda, Chromadorea, Rhabditida, Trichostrongylidae.